GACCGAGACCAAGAGCGCGAGCCUUCCGCCAUCAUUCCGCCGCGCGCUGCGCCCUGACGCGCUUUUUCUUACUGCCGCUCCAUUUUGCACUGCCACCCGGGACACAAGCUGCAGCUUUCCGAAUAACAAGACAGCAGGGCAGCCAGCCAGCGACACAUCAAAGUAGAGAGCCAGCAAAAAAGGAUGACUGGUAAGAGUCAGACAAGCAACGUGACCAACAAGAAUGACCCACGUUCCCUCAACUCUAGAGUCUUUAUCGGCAAUCUUAACACAGCCAUCGUCAAGAAGGCUGACAUUGAGGUCAUCUUUGCCAAGUACGGGAAGAUCGUGGGCUGCUCGGCGCACAAGGGCUAUGCCUUUGUCCAGUACAUUAGUGAAAGGAACGCUCGUGCUGCCGUCGCUGGAGAGAACGCCCGUAUCAUUGCAGGACAGCCGCUGGAUAUAAACAUGGCCGGGGAGCCCAAACCAUACAGGCCCAAAGCUGGCUCCAAACGACCCCUCUCUGCUGUUUACACUGGAUAUGAGUUUGACUAUGACUACUACCGUGAGGAUUUCUACAAUCGGCUCUUCGACUAUCAUGGGCGGGUGGCACCUCCUCCAAGAGCCGUCAUCCCUCUGAAGCGCUCACGAGUCGUUGUGCCGUCCACGCGGAGAGGAAAAACCUCUUUCUCCAUCAAAACCUCCACUUCUUCAUCCUCGAGACCUCCCUCUUCCUCCUCUUCAUCCUUCUCCUCUGGCCUCAAACUAAAGACGGAUCAGCUGCAGACGAUCAAGCGUGAGCUGACUCAGAUCAAGCUGAAGAUCGACUCUCUCCUGGGUCGUCUGGAGAAGAUAGAGAGGCAGCAGAGAGCUGAGGCGGAGGCUCAGAGGAAGUAUGAGGACAACUGCGACUCUCUGCAUGAGGAAUCUCUAUCAGAGACAGCAGAGAACUCGGGAGAAGAAGCUGGCGAGGGGGCGCUUGACGCAGAGGCCGGUGAGAUGUCUGACGGAGGAGAGGACGACUAUGACGAGGAGGGCAGCGCUGAUCUGAUAGAGAACCAUGUGUCUGACAUUGACAACUAAAGGCUAUGUUAGAAGAGAACGCUGCCAUUAACAGCAUCGAGGAGGAAGCAUGACAGAUAAGCUGCAGGAAAGGUUCAAAGAAAAAGAAGUGUUAAUUUGUUUUUCAUAAGAACAGUGGAGUGAGUAUGAUUGGUCCUGGUGAGAGACAAAGCAGCGGAUGCUCAUGGACAGAUCUCUCGCCGCCACUCGUCACAAGCCACUCAGCAUUUCACAGGCCUUCAUUUGAUUAACUUGAAUUAUUCAUGCAUUCAGAGGACAAAGAUAAAUAUUACAGAUGGACUGCUGAGGCUUGAUCGUGAGCCUUUGACAUGUGAAAUAAAGUCAUGGUAUUAGAAAAUGUAGAACCUUUUCUUUAGUCAUAAUAUUCCAGUUUUGUUCCAAAAUUGUGUUUUCAUUAAAUGUCUGAUUAAAUUGAA
Messenger RNA from Trichomycterus rosablanca, 1478 nucleotides. Its product is annotated as RNA-binding Raly-like protein. Lineage: Eukaryota; Metazoa; Chordata; Actinopteri; Siluriformes; Trichomycteridae. Gene Ontology annotation, molecular function: RNA binding. The transcript has 10 exons. The coding region runs from base 184 to 1062 and encodes 292 amino acids. The record is from RefSeq and is a predicted model, not a curated record. Gene Ontology annotation, cellular component: nucleus.